Messenger RNA from Mugil cephalus (flathead mullet), 1255 nucleotides. RefSeq names its product E3 ubiquitin-protein ligase CCNB1IP1. Lineage: Eukaryota; Metazoa; Chordata; Actinopteri; Mugiliformes; Mugilidae. Gene Ontology annotation, cellular component: synaptonemal complex. The coding region runs from base 241 to 1029 and encodes 262 amino acids. The record is from RefSeq and is a predicted model, not a curated record. Gene Ontology annotation, biological process: reciprocal meiotic recombination. The transcript has 5 exons. Gene Ontology annotation, molecular function: ubiquitin protein ligase activity.
CGAUAUUUGAAACUCUACAUACAACCCAGUAACAGCUGAGACAUUAAUCUAUAAUUUCCUUUAUCUUGAAACUGUUAACUGAUUUUGUAGAGUUUAAGUCCUAGUAGGCUACAGGUAAAACCCUCGAGAGCUGACCAACUAGUUACCAUAGAAAUAAAAAUCGCUGGGAGUUGGAGUUUCGGUAACGUAAAAAUAAUCCUUGGACGUUUUUUGAAGUUUUUGUAUAUUUAAGCCUUGCCCAUGUCUCUCUGCGACGACACCCUCUUGUGUAACUUCCCAAAAUGUCGGGCCAAGUUGAGCGGCUUUGCCUGGGUCACAGCCUGCUCACACGUUUUCUGUGACCAGCACGGGUCCGGCGAGUUCAGCCGCUCCCCCGCCAUCUGCCCAGCCUGCUCCUCAGCGCUGUCUGGGAAGCUGGACAUUGUGAGGACGGAGCUGUCUCCGUCUGAAGAGUACAAAGCCAUGGUGCUGGCAGGUCUGCGGCCAGACAUAGUCCUGGACAUCAGCGCCCGUGCGCUGGCCUUCUGGAGCUAUCAGGUCCAUCAGGAGCGCAUGUAUCAAGAGUACAGUCUGUCACGGGCCGACACGCAGCUGAAGCAGAUGGAGAAGGUGUUGACCCAGCAGAACCAGAGCAGAGAAUUGGAGCUCUCCGCCAUGAAGGGGGAAAUCGCUUCCCUCAAAAAGAUGAUGGAGGAGUAUAAGAGGAAGUACAGUGAGUUAUCUGAGAGGCUGAUGGAGAGGAACAGACAGUACCAGAAGCUGCAGGGGCUGUACGAUUCUCUUAGGCUGCGUAACAUGGUGGUGGGUGUGGGGGACAGAGCCAUGCUGCCACAACCUGCACAUCAUCAAGACUUCAACCCUGGGGUGGCUCAGCAGGCGACUCCUCAGAGGAGCCCUCAGUUCCCCUCCCUCUGCCCUGAUGGGGACAGACGAUUCUUUUCCUGCUCGGAGAGUGACGGAGCCAGAAGCUUCUUCCAUUUCAGCUCCCCUGCCGGGGACAGGGGUCGGCCCUUUGUCAGCAAGCACUGAGAUGAACAGAUCUUAUGGACUGCUCUUCGUCAGGUUACUGUUGCAAUGUUUUCUCUUGUUUUCACGUUAAUUUAUUUGGAAAGUGCUUUUUCGUGGUAUUUCUGGUUGCGAAUCUGAGCCAUAAAUUUCUUUGAGCAGUAACAUGAAACAAAUAGCUAAACUAUUAACUUGUAUUCCUGUCAUUAUAUGUUUUCAGUGCAAGUAAAAUACAGUGUCUCAGACGUCU